Molecule: messenger RNA, 11644 nt
Organism: Odocoileus virginianus texanus
Lineage: Eukaryota; Metazoa; Chordata; Mammalia; Artiodactyla; Cervidae
Source: RefSeq, a predicted model, not a curated record
ACCCGAGGCUCCGCCUCACGCGACGAGCUAACAGUUCUAACAGUUGGGAGGGAUGCGGGCCGCGAGCGAUCGCCAGGCCCCAGCCUCAGUGACUGUUCUCUGCUGCUCUGAGGUCCUCUGAGUGAGCCCUCUUAGGUGCAUCUGCCACUUUGCCUCUACCGGUGGCCAUACGAGCACUUCCCCAUGAAACCUCACCAGCACAUCCCACUCUCUUCCCUUCCCUUGCCUUCUAUGCCCCACAGUCCAGGUGAGACCCAUCAACCAGGAGCCUGGAACUGGCAGUUGGAUCCCGAGCAGUGGGCAGGGGCAGUUCGACGGCAGUUGAAUGCCUGGCUCCUCUUGGUCUCAGAUGAAGAGGCAUCAUCUAAAGCCCUUGAAUCUCGGCGCUCCGUAGGUGUCCUGGACGAAGCAGAGCAGCAAGGAGCCUGUCAAGGAAAACAGAGGCAGUCCCUGAAGGCAGUGACUUGGUCUGAGCGCCCCACAGUGCUAGAGCUCCUGGUAGCUGAGCUCCAAACCCUGUUCUCAAAAGUGCUACAGGAUGGCAGCCCUGCAGCAUGGUACUACCUGCAUGCCGUGCUGGGUCUGCUGCCCCCAUAUCGAGCGCUGCUGGUCGGUCGCCUUAACUUGCUGCCUUUCCUGGAGCGGCUGUACCGCUGGGCACCCUGGGUUCAGGCCCAGCUCCAGCUGGAUCUGCUGGACGCCAUAGACCAGGCCUUUCCCCGAGACACCUCGUUGUUAGAGGGCACCUCCCAUGUUGACUGCUAUCCCCAGAAGAAGAGGUUCCAUCAUGGGACCGCACGCCCAGCAUGCCCUUUUGUGCAGGCCCAGUGGGAAGGGCAGCAAGUCGAGGACGAUCUGGCCACAUGGCUACGACCGCUGACCCUGCCCGAGCUACAGCACAGCCUGGGUAUUGUCGGUGCGGAGGUGGCCGUGGAAGAGACCCAGUGGCUAGAUGGCCUCAGGCUUCUGCCCUUGGCACUGGCAACCGACAUCCCAGUACAGUAUGAAAGCAGUGACACUGACAUCGCAGAAGAGGAGCGUGUUGGAAGAACAGAGACUAAGUCUCAGCUCGACUUGGAAGUUCCUGAGAAGACCAUCCAAAAAAGAAGCACUGGCUUCUUACCACAGAUGUCCCUCCUGGGUAGCCAGAUAAUGACCAUUAUGAAGACAGAGAGAUACCUGAAGAAGAUCCACUUCCUUUAUCUCAACGUGGCUCCCAGCCGCUACUUUACGCCUUACAGCCUGAUGGUGGUGCCACCCAACAAGGUGAACCCCGAGCACUACAUCUUCUCUCCCUUCGGGAUCCUGCACGUGCAUCCCGUGGAGGGCAGUGAGGCGAUGACACUGGGAACCUGGCACCACCACUCUGUCCUCUGGCAACAGCUCCAGCUUAUACCGUUCUUCAAGUAUUGCCUCUUACGCAAGGCCUUAGCCAGCUGGAAAAAGGGUGUGAAGCUGCAGAGGUUGCACCAGCAUCGGUCUUUCCUAGAGAAACACCUGCUCCUGGCUGUCCCCCACUUUGGAGCUGGGCUGCUUCAUAUCAACAGACUCCUGCAGGAGCUGCAUUCUGUGUCCUGGCUCCCCCAUGAAGCAGAUCAGUGCUACGAGCUGCUGGACCUGCGGCGGGCUCUAGCCAAGGAGAACCACAAGGCCCUGCGGCUGCUCCAUCGCUGCCUGCGUCUCUGCACAUCCAUCCUUCAUCUGAUCCACGAGGAUACAUACCACAUGCAACAGGGCCUGCAGAAGCGACUGAAAAACUGCAAGAGGAUCAGGACAGACCAGACCUCUGUGUACCUACAGAAGGUGCAGUGCCAACAGCUGGAGCAGAGGCUGAAGCAGGCAGAGGCCUGGUUGCUGCAGAUGGGACAGCUGGCCCGCUUGGUAGACUAUAUGAUCUGCCAGAACCUUGUGUCCAUCAUAGAGGAGAAGAUAACCUCUUUUGUGGCCAACAUCCUGCAAGCCCCAAGGCAGAAACCCUUUCUCUCCGCUCAGCUGGUCUUUGACAGUCAUGGUCAGCUGUCUCAUGAGCCCUGUAUUGAAAAUAUGAUCCAGAUUUUAACUGCGGGCCUAAGUUCAAUGAAGGCCUCUGCCCUUAAGGUAAUGCAGUCUACAGACCUGAAGACCUUCUGGGAUUCCCUGUAUAUUGAAGACGAAGAUGAUGAGGACUACGCAGACUCAGACUUCAUGAUGCCCAAGUUCCAGGGCCAGCCCAGCGAUGCUGUGGACGUCUUCUGUGGCCCGAAUAUAGGAUUGGUGUGGCCCUGGAAGUCUCACACAGUUACUGAAGCCCUGGAGGUCCAUGGGCACCGGCUUCGGGGCCAGUAUUUGCCCCUUGAUUAUAAGCAGCUGCAAGAGGACCUGGACAACAGCCCCCAAAUCCAGCAGGCACUGGCUAUCCAACAGGCCCUGCUGGAGGACAUGCUGCAGGAGGUGCAGAAAUUCUGCAGGGACUAUCACUGGAUGACAGGCGUUUAUGAAUUCCUGCAAGCCUGGGGGUGUCAAAAGCUGGAAUCUAUGAAAGGUUAUCCUAUCAAGAACUACGUGAUGCUGGUGACCCGCCUGAACGCUUGGCAGGCCCAAGUCUCCAGGAUACCCAUGGAGUUGAUCACAAGAGGCAGGCUGCUGCUGCUGAGCUGCCGUGACAUACAGGCCGAGAUGGAAUCCAAGCUGGUAAACAUCAGGAAGGACAUUCUUGAACAGGUACAGAAUGAAUGCCAGAGCCGCAGUCAGCAGCUAAUAACAGAGCUCACAGGCUUCAUGAAGGCCUUCCAAACCAUCAACUCAGACAUCCACUCCAUCGCAUGGUGCUCCCAGAAGCUGAAUGAGGCCAACGAGCGGUAUGCUGAGCUGGAGGAGCAAACGGAAUACACGCGGUCCCUCUAUGAGCUCAUCCGCAACCACUUUGGCCUCUUCAGUGCUGAGAAUGAGGCACUGGACAUCUCGGUGAGAAGGCAUCUCCUCUGCCCCUCCCGCUGCUCCUCCCAUUCCCCACCACCACCACCUCUGCUUGACCGCCCUCUGCCUACCCCGCAGCUUAUGGACACGUGGGAGUCAUUCCAGUAUGAGAAAAGCCAGGCCUCAGAGUUCCUGCUCAGCAAGCAGCAUGCCAUCGUGCCCAAGCUGCAGCAGCUGAUGGCCGCGGCACUGGCGGAGCUGGAGGGCCUGAUUGAGAAGGCCCUGUCUGGUCCAUUCAUGGACCCUGCACAGGAGCAGAGAAGCACUGAGCGCCAGCUCAUCUCCCUGGAGCGUCAGUACCAGAACACAGUCAGCAGCCUCUGUGACCUGCACCAUGCCUACACCACCUUCACUGGGGACGAGAGUCCUGUGCCCUUGCCCGUCUGUGGGACCCGCCCCAUCGUGCAGCAACAGCACAUCUGGCACCUGUACCGAGUCAUCUCUGAAAACAUCAGUGAAUGGAAGUGCAUGGCUUUUGCCAAGUUCAAUCUGGCUCUGGCCCAGGAGAAGACAGACGGCUGGCUGACAGAGGCGGCCCGGGUGAGCGCGACCCUGGGGCUGCAUAGCCCAGUGCUCCAGCGCUGCAUGCACAUGCUGGAGGAGUUCCGCAGCCUCCUUCCCCUGCUGACCAAGCUGGGCAGCCUCCAGGUGCAGAAUCUCAACUGCCAAGCACUCCUGCGAGCCUUAGGGCUAAGCAGUCUCUCCAGCAUAGAGCACCUAACAGUGGGCCAGCUGCUCUCUUGUCCGCUGCUGGAAUUUACAGAUCGAAUCAAUCAGCUCUGGAGGACUGAAAACAUACGGAAUCAUGCCCAUGAGGCACUCUUGCGGCUGCAGCGGGCCUGGGAAGCACGCCAGCUGCGACUGCUCAACUUCAUCCUGCACGUGCCCUACGAGUCCCCAGUCUCUGAGCGCUCCAAGAGGCAAGCGUCCCGCAGCCCCCGGUGGCAGGUAGUGGGCAAGGACAGCGGCACCUUCAUCCUCUCAGAUUACAGCAGCCUGCAGGACUCUAUCCAUGAAAGCCUUCAGGUGUUGUUCAAGAUCCUGGCCAUCCAGAAGUCAGGAAACUUAAACAGAAUUGCUCUGGAGUGGGUGACCAUCAUGCAUGGCCUGAGUGCCCUGCUGCAGGUGUGGGUGACUUUCCAGCAGAAGUGGAUCUUCCUAAAUAAAGUUCUGUAUGAGAUGAAGAUCCAGUUUCCCAGUCCUGAGCUGAGCACCCGUUUCGAGGCCAUGGAUGAGCAGUAUCGAACCCUGAUGCAGAUCUCUGUAGCUGACCCCCUGGUUCUGUCACUCAUAGUGCCCAGUGCCAAGCGGAACCCUCUUUUCCAAGGCCAGCAGCUGCAACAACUGCUGCAGGAGGGUUCCGUGGACCUGAAGGGCAUCAUCAUGGCGCUGGAGAGCGUGCUCUAUGCUGUGCGUGCCCACUUCCCCCGCCUCUUCUUCCUCAGCGACAGUGAGCUCGUGGCCCUGCUGGCUGCCCCACUGGAGUCCUGCGAGGCCCAGCUGUGGGCACGACGCUGCUUUCCUCAUGUGCAUGCCGUGAGCUUCGAGUCCAGUGAAACUGCAAAAGGCACGGAUGACCCGGAGUCAAGUCCAAGCAUACAGACUCAGGUGGAGGCGCUCGCGGUCUUCGGGGUGGGUGGGGAGGAGGUGAAGCUGCAGGGGUCCCUUCCUCUGCAUCCUGAUCUCCCCAAGUGGCUGGCCUCCCUGGAGGAGAGUCUGCGUUUGGUACUGGUGCACAAGUUGCAGGACUGCGUGGCUGCCCGUCUUGCUCUGGGCCCGUCCCUAGAUAAGGCCUUCAAGCAGGAAAACCAGUUGCCCCAGGAAACCCAGUUACCCCUGAAGAUGUAUGUCCAGCACUGGCUGGACUUAGUCCAGGCCUUCCCGUGGCAGUGUGUGCUGGUGGCGGAGGAGGUGGUAUGGCGGGCCAGCAUGGAGGAGGCUCUGCUUGAAGGGAGGACCCUGGCCAUGGUCCUCAUGCAUGUGCGCAAGCUAGAGGUAUUGGUGCAUUUUCUUCGGGCCCAGAGGUACUCUCAGGGUGAGCAGCCCCUGCCCUCUGUCCGCCAGACCAGUCUGCUAAGUGCCCUGCUGGUCAUGGCGGUGACCCACCGGGACAUAGCCCAGCUGCUGCAAGAGCACCAGGUCAGUGGACUGACAGACUUCCACUGGGUCCGCCAACUCAAGUAUCACCUGGGUUCCCCUCACACCGCUCCCCAAAGCCCCCUGCAGGGUCUCAAGACUGUUGUGUCUACUGAGACCUUUCCGGCCCCAGCCGCAUGCUGGAUAGAUGUGCUGGGUCGGUCUUUCCUAUACAAUUAUGAGUACCUGGGUCCCCGACUGGGGUCCCUACCCAGCCUGCUGCCCGAGCGGCCAGCCCUCACGCUGUUAUUAGCCCUGGAAGAGGUGGCCUGCGGGACCCUGCUGGGCCCCCGUGGUGUGGGCAAGGCAGCCAUAGUAAAGAGCCUGGCCCAGGCCCUGGGGCGCCAGCUGGUGGUGAUGCCCUGCUUGCCACAGAUGGAGGCCCGCAGCCUGAGCAACUACCUGAACGGUGCCCUGCAGGGAGGAGCCUGGCUGCUGUUAGAAGCAGCUCAGCACUUGCCCCUCGGCUUGCUCUCUGCCUUGGGCCAGCGCUUGGCCAAACUGCACCACCUCUAUGCCCCUCUGUACCAGGAAGCUUCCCGAAAUACCAGCACCGUCGACCCCACCCACCCCUGGCUCCUCGGCAGCAGGUUCUUUGAGAGACAUCACGUGGACAUACGCCUUGGCUACGGCUGCCUCCUGACCCUGCGGGCCCUGAGCCCUGCCAUGCCCGCCAACCUGCGCCAACUGCUGCGGCCUGUGGCACUGACCCUGCCCGACCUGCAGCAAGUCACAGAGCUGACCCUGCUGGGAGCAGGGAUCCGGGAUGCCCCCCGCACCGCGACCCGCCUAUCCAAGUUCUUCUCCCUAGAGCGUAAGCUGGUGUCUGGGCCCCUGCCCUGCCGCCUACCCCUCCUCAGGAAAGUGCUAGAAGACACGAUACAGGCUCUGAACAUGACCAAGGAGGACCCCGAGCCCGAGCAGUCCCGCAGCCUAGCCACCGUGGAGGAGGCCACCCUGCUUCGCACCCUGCUGCGCUCCCCACUGUUCAGCCUCCUGGAGGGGGCCCACCUGCAGGACCUCCAGAAGCUGCUCUGUGGGCUCUUUCCCACCGCCUCCCAGGUGCUGGCAGAGCCUGCAACCCCCAGGCUGAGGAAGUCACUGCUGGUGGAGGAGUUACGGCAGGGAGGCCUGCAUCCCAGCCCUGAUAUUUUGGGGUCCCUGGAUCAACUGAGCCAGGCCCUGGACCAGGCCUCAGGCAUUUUGCUCCUGGGUCCGGCAGGCAGUGGCAAGACCACAUGUUGGCACAGCUUAUUUAAGAUCCAGAAUCGGCUGGCGGCCAUGGAGGACCCCACAACCCAGAGCCGCCAGCCUGUGGAAAUUACUCACCUGUAUCCAGGCGUCCUCAGCCCUCAGGAGUUCCUGGGAUGGCUGGAGGGCCCCUGCUGGCACAGUGGUGUCUUCCCCAGGCUGCUGCGUGAAGCCAGUCGGUGUAGGACCGUGGGCCCCCGGGGACAGGUACAGGAAUCAGUGGGGAUUCAUCACUGGAUAAUAUGUGAUGGAGCUUCCAGUUCUUCCUGGCUGGACCCUAUCACCUGCCUCCUAGGUGACCCCCCACAGCUUAGCCUCCCCAGUGGUCAGCAAAUAGCACGACCCCCAGGUACUUUUCUUCUGAUGGAAGUGGGAGAUACCACAGGCAUGGCCCCCACAGUGGUGGGCCGUUGUGCCCUGGUGUGGUGUGGUGGGGAGCAGACUUGGCAGGGUAUGCUGAGCGUCCUGAUGGCAGCCUUGCCCCGAGAGUACCGCCUGCAGCCCCAGACUGUCACUGAACUCAGCCACCUGGCUGAAGGGUUGGUGCCCGCCACGUUCCAGUUCCUCACCUGCCAGGGUGUUAGCUCUCUGCUGCAGGUCCAUGGACAGCGGCCCGUUUGCCCAGGUGUGGCUGAAGUCACCAGCCUGGCCCGCAUCUUGCGUUGUCUGCUCAACCCACACCUGCGCAUAGAUGAGGAGGAGAAGGCACAUAUCCCAGAGGACCUCAGCUAUAAUGAUUCAAAGUGUAUAGUGGCUCGAAGCAUUAAGGCCUCAAAAACCAGCUCUCUGCACCAGAACCAGAUUGACAGUGAUGCCGUGCCUAGUAAGCGCAGGGAGCACUUGCUGGCCAUCAGCAGCUUUCUUUUUGCUGUGAUCUGGGGCUUUGGAGCCCACCUUCCCUCCAGACUCUGGCCCCUCUAUGACACCUUCCUGAAGGAUUCUAUUAGUUGCCUCUCCAACUACUCUGAGCUGCCACCCUCAGACUCGGUGUUUGAUCUACAUGUGUGCCCCGAAGAUGGGACACUGGUUCCCUUCACUGGCCAAUACCUGGGCAGCCGCAUCAAGGGAACUCAGGGCACCUUCUACCCUUCUCCCCAGACCGAGCGGCUCUUGUACGUGGUGGACCUGCUUCUGUCAGAGGGACACCCCGUGCUGCUGGCUGGAGAGGCAGCAACAGGGAAGACAACCUUCGUGGAAGCGCUGGUGGAGCCACAGCACCCUUACAUAAACAGCCCCAUUCACCCCGCCGUCAGUACCACCCACCUUCGCCUCCUGCUGAGCCGGGCGGUCCACGGCCAAUCACAAGCCAGCCCAUGGAUUGGGCGGCACCUGGAUUCUAAAGGUUUUCUCCUCUUCCUGCUGGAGGAUCUCCACCUGGCUGCUUCCGACCCAGAGAAGAGCUGUCAGCCACUGUUGGAGACUCUGCGUCAGGCCAUAGACGGCACGGUGUAUACCCACAGCACCUUGGAGCUGCAGACACUGCAGCCUGGAGUCAACUUCCUGGCCACUGCCACAGUGCCAGGCUUCUGUGAGCGGCCGCUGUGCCCGCGCCUCUCUCGGCUCUUCACAGUGCUGGCCCUGGGCAGCGUGACCCAGGCCACGCUGCUGAGCAGGCAUAUGCCCAGCAUGCAGGCCUGGCUCGAGCGCUUCCCCUCUGUGGAGCGGGAGAGUGUUCUAGCAAGAGCCCUGGUUCGGGCCUCAUUGGAGGCCUGGGAGGCAGUGGGCAACUGCUUUAUGCCCUCACCCCUCCGCCCACACUACCGCUUCUCCAUGCACUCUGUGAGCCAGCUUCUGGGCAGCCUGCAGCUGCUGCCCAUCAGGAUGGGCUCCCGGGGUUUUGUGGACUGUCUCAACCAUCAGGAGCACCUGCGCCGGGUGUCCGGCUUACGUGGCACCCGCCUGAUGAUCAUGAUGGCCACGCGCAACAUCAUGCGCCUCUGGUUGCAUGAGGCACAGAGAACGUUUUGUGACCGGCUGGACAGCCCCAGGGAACGCUCCUUCUGUGCCAGACUACUCCUAGAGGUAGCUCAGAAUGUCUUCUGCUGUGGGCCGGCACCCCAGAGCCUGGGCAAGGGUUAUGAGGAGGAGGAGGAGGAAGAAGAGAAGGUGCCUGAAGUGGAAUCCGAAGGGGAGCUGGCUCAGUGGGAGGACCUGAGCAACAGCGGGAGUGAGACAGAGGAGGAGGAGGCCACAUAUGACCUUCCGGUCACCACAGGCUCACCGUGCAAUGAUUCAGCACCACCCGUAGCACCAGUAAGGAAGAUGGCCAUGGGAAGCAUGAGUCAGAAGAUAAGCCAGGAGGAAGGCACAAGGAUCUCCAGCUACAAACUCCAGCCGAAUAAAUCUAAGAACUUGUGUCAGAAGGCAGCCCAAGAAGACAUGGUCUCACCCUUGCUGCUCCCAGUGCUGCUACUCCGGCCCCAGGAGAAGCCCUCAGACCUGGUCUUCAGUCAGGAACUGAUACUAGAGUCCAACUCUGAGAGCUCCAGCUUGUACCUGGAACGCCAGUGGGUGAGCCUGGAGGAGCAGCUGGCCACCUCAGCCGCUCAGCUGCGGCUGAGCCCCCACCUUGCCCGGUGCCACUCGAUGGCCCAGCACGUGGCCCGCCUGGUCCGGGUGUUGGCCAGGCCCCGGCAGCAUGGCCUCCUGCUCGCAGGGGCUCAGGGGACUGGGCGCUGUACUGCCAUCACUCUGGCUGCCGGCAUUUGUCAGACCCGCCUCUUCCGUCUGCCGUGUGGAUCAGAGGAGGCCAUUCUCGGGUGUCUAAGGGAGGUCAGCUGGCAUGCUGGCAUGUUAGGCCAGCCGGUGGCCCUGCUGGUGCCCAAGGGUGUGGACCAUACUACCCUUCAUCGCCUGCUGGCCCUGGCAACCUCAGGCAGUUUUCCUGACCUAUACACAGAGGCAGAUCUGGAAAACAUUGAAGGACAUCUCCCCAGGGACAGCCUUAUUGUCAAGCAGAACAUCAAGAAGGAAAUACUGCUGCAGAGGUUCUGCCACCAGGUGCGCAGCCACCUGCACAUGUUCAUCCUGAUCGGAGAUGACCAGGCCCACGAUCAGCUACCCUCCACCCUCUUCCUGAGGCUCCUUCAGCUGGCCAUCGCCAGCACUGACCGCUACGAACCCUGGGACCAAGACUCCCUGGUCGCUGUGGCCCAGCAUCACCUGAAGGGUGCUCAGAGCCCACCCCUUGAUGACGACCCCUUGAGGUUUCCAGACAUCCAGGCCUCAGUUUCCAGCGUGGCCAAAGCCAUGGCUCUCAUCCACCUUUCGGCUGCCAGCUACCAAGGGCACCUGUGCCCUGAAUUGCCACUCGCCACCCCCAAGACCUUCCUGGACUUCUUGGACACCUUCGUACUGCAGCUGCAGUGGAUGACCCUUCACAUUAAGAACAGGGCCCAGCGGAUACAGAAUGCCCUGCAAAAUCUGAAGAUGCUGAUUGAGAAGCACAGUGCCCACACCACCCUGGUCUUCAACUUGGAGGAGCAGCUGAAAGGCUCCCAUAAGGUAAGGGGGAGAGGAGUUUGAGGCAUGGUCAAAGCAGGAGCUCAAGCAAUGACUUUGCAGAAACCAACCAGACUGAACGUUAGUUCUGGUGUCCUGAGAGUCCCACUUCCCCCAGGGGCUGUCUCUAAUCCGUGCUGCCUCUUCCUCUAGAGCUCAGGCUCAAAGUUCCCUGUGGCACAUCUGAAAUCAGGCUGAUUCCUCUAAAUGCAUGAAACCCAAGUGUCUGCUUCUGGUUGUCCCUAGUACCUUGACUGUGUGAAGUUCAGUAUGCUCCCCAAGCUCUGCAGAGAUUCCCAUUGGGGAUGGGGCAGGAUUACAUCCUCAUGGUCCCCUCUCACUUUAAUCCUCUUCUCCUGGAUUAUCUACUGCUCACUGCUGGUUGGCACACCUCUGGUAGUCAUACAAAUUUAUAUACUCUAUAUACAAAAAUGUACAGUUAGGUAUGGUGGGGAAAUGCAGAUGGGUGAUGGCACUGGGGGCAAUUUACAUUUUAGAACAGAACCAUAAAUAGGUUUAAACGGUUUACUAAAUCUCAGUGUCCUGUUUUCUGUCAUCUUCCUCUACAGGGCAUUUCCUAGUGACAGAGUUUUCUCUCCCUGUCCCAUCUCCCCAGCACUGCUCCCAAUGCUAUUCAGUCACCCUAUUUUUCCUUUAGAGCUUCCCAAAGUCAAUGCUCAUGUAACAAGAGAUUUUUUUCCAGUCCUUACUCUAAAUCCUGUUGCUUUCUUAUACAGAACAAUUUCCUUCUUUGAAUAAACAAACCGCUCAUAUCUAGCUAAAAUUGGUAGCAGUGGCAUCAUUACAUGUUCUGUAGUCAAACACUCUCAGUUAAAAAUGCUUUCCAAAAAUAGACAUUUUUUUGUUUUGUUUCAUUUUUAAUAAGAGGAAUUCUGAUAUUUCAUUUUUCCCCCUUUCCUGCUUACACAAAACUUUGAUGGAGGUUCAGGAGUAACUACAGUGAGAUAGUUACUAGUGAUCAGUUCACAAGCAGAUAAUAUGGCUUACUUUCUCCCGGGGUUUCAGGUCUUCCGGCUCCCCAUGCCUAACCCUCUUCUUCCGAUGGGUGUCCUAAGGGUUAUCCUUCGGUGCUGGACAACCCCAGGGGCAUGGCUUAUAUAGUAUCUACACACAUGGUUUUCACUCUGUCCUGUGGAGUCACCAUACUACUGUUGCCCUCUUACCAUUUGCCACGGAGGAUCACUAGCUUAGAUUAAAAAUUAAGACUCGGUUGAGAUGCAAAAAAUUAAGAAGUUCAUUGAGUCCUCUUUCCUAUGAUUUCCAAAUUCCAGUUUUCUGUCUCAGGUCUUGCUUUUUAUCCAAAUGAUUAAUACCAGGGAUUUUUGAUAUGGUUUAGGGGAGCUAUUAUUCUCUAAUCCCUGGAUCAGAACCUAAGAAGCCCAAAAACUGGAUAAGAGAUGUUAAUAGUCUCAGGGGCAUUCACUUAACAGCCAUAACUGUGUGUACUUGUUUCAGAGUUGCCCACCAGAGGAAAUGGUACCACCCUCCACUUAGUCACUUAAGCUGAACCUCAGGAGUCAUCUUGGACCCCUCCAUCUCUCUUCCCUUUCAUAGUCAGUUGGUUCAUUUAUUUAUGACUGUGCUCAGCAAAGCUUAAUUGAAUUCCAUAUUUUUUGUGUGAGCACUCAUUAAUACUUUUGUCCAUGUCUCCCAUCUAUGCUGGCUUCUUCCCUCAUGGCUCAGUUGGUAAAGAAUCCGCCUGCAAUGCAGGAGACAUUUAUGUUUACAUCUAGAUAGACAGAAUUCUCACCUCCACUCUUUUAAGGAGGCCAUUCUUUCU